AUCACGUCGGGUUGUGGUCGUGGACGGUUGUGGCCAUGGUUGGUGACCUGUCAAGACUUCAUGGAAGUUUAAUAAGAAUCAUUUAACUCUAGUGCCUGACAUCCGCAGUCUGCAUGAACAUAUUUCUAUUUUAAGUCUAAUCAUCUUUUUUGCACAAGGUGAUGUGGAGGACUGUUUUAAGGGGCAUUUCGGCUAAUCUGGUCCAAGGUAAACGCAACAUGUCUCAAAGCUGCCUUGCUGGAAAGGUUGCCAUAGUGACCGCCUCUACAGAUGGGAUUGGUCUCGCUGCGGCUGUGGCGCUGGGCCGGAGGGGGGCCCACGUGGUGGUGAGCAGCCGGCGCCAGGCCAACGUGGACCGGGCCGUGGCAACGCUGCAGGGCCAGGACAUCAAGGUCACCGGCACCACCUGCAACGUGGGCAAGAGCGAAGAUCGAGAGAAACUGGUCCAAAUGACGCUGGACCAAUGUGGGGGUAUAGAUAUCCUGGUGUCCAACGCAGCAGUCAACCCUUUCUUCGGGAAUAUCAUGGACUCCACAGAAGCGGUUUGGGACAAGAUCCUUGAUGUGAAUGUAAAGUCAGCGUUUCUAAUGACCAAGCUUGUGGUGCCGCACAUUGAGAAAAGAGGAGGGGGAAGCGUUGUGUUUGUGUCGUCGGUGGCUGGCUACCAACCGAUGCCGGCCUUGGGUCCCUACAGCGUUAGUAAGACGGCGUUGCUGGGCUUGACUAGGGCCCUGGCCCCUGAGCUGGCUCAGAGCAACAUCAGGGUCAACUGUGUGGCCCCUGGUGUUAUCAAGACUCAGUUUAGUAGUAUGCUAUGGAAGAACGAGGACGUUGCUGAAGAGUUCAUGAAGCAGACAUGUAUCAAAAGAGUCGGGGAGCCGGAGGAAAUCGGAGGUGUGAUCGCAUUUCUGUGCUCUAAAGACGCGUCGUACAUCACCGGGGAGACAAUCACCGUCACCGGGGGGAUGAACUGUCGACUGUAAACCAGCCAAUGCAACCGGCUCACACACUUUAAAUAGCGUGUGUCCACAAAUGCGGAUUAGCCAUCUAUUAAUUCCAUUCAUUGAUUUGUUAAAUUGUUUUUUUCCCUAAGAUGUAAAAGGUCAGCGAGUAUAGAUGCGUGUCUAUAUCUGUCAUGGUCUUUAAAGAGAUUUGAUCUUGUACGAUACAAUAGGGGAAAACGUGUUUAUGAAGUGGGAGUGAUCGUUGUGCCUUAUUUACAAAGCAUCAGAAGAAUAAAAACAAACUGGUGGAAACUGCCAUUUUUAAAAGUUCAACUUAUUUCCUCUGCCAUUUCAUUUAAUUGUUAGCCUGGGAACCAAACCCAUCUGCCAGUUAAUUUUUGUAUUUGCUCUGGCCUAUGUAUCUGACCCCCCCACCCCCUCUUAGCCGACCUGUCCUGGGUCGGGCAAAUCACAACUGUUUAUCUAAUAUUGGGUGGGUUCAUUUUGAUGACUGCACAGAGAAGCACCUUAUAAGAGCACAAAAUCAUCUUGGUUGUCCGAUAAAACAACCAAAGGCUGCCCCUGAUGUUGUGCGGUUAAUUGCUUGGAUUGGUGAUCGGUCUUACCAAUUGCGUUCAGAGGCAUUUCGGUCUGCGGCUGUUGAUAAUGCCACUUGGAAAUGCAAAAUGAACUGAGGUUCCAGACUAAUAAUCAAACUGACAGCCUGACAUCUGGCAAUGUCAGGCUCAUGUUACAUCAUAAUUUAACACAGGAGUUUAAAUCGAGUUGUGCUAAUAGUUUUGCUAGUAUUGUAAUAUUACAGUUGUAAGACAUUAACAACUUAAUACAUCUUUCCAGCUUAAAUAUUUUUUGGAUGAAUGAGAAAUCUGUUGGAAAACCAUGUUGGAUAUUGACAAAGCAAACCAUACACAAUUAGGCGAAUCAAGCAAGGUUAUUAACUUAUUAAAAAUACAAUCCAGACAUCAGACUUAUUGUAGUUUGGACGGCAAAAAACGGCAAAAAGUAUUUAAAUCAAAUUAUAAUACAUUAUUCCUAUCUACAUAAGGACAUUCAAUCCAUUUAAAUGCUCUGGUUGAAAUACAUUAUAAUUUUAUUGAUAUAUACAUAUGUAGUUUGGAUAACAUUUUUUAAGUAAGAAGCCAACAUAAAAUGCGUCCCAUUCCAUGAUCAUGUAGCUUAUGUUAAAAAGGCGUAAACAUAAUUUAAUAAGUGACAUCACACACACAUGACAGUGAACAUGCAUCUACGCCAUCUCUUCCAUCAGCCGGGGGAGAGCAAGUUAGGCCUGGCCAUCCAAGGUUUACAGAAUUCACGCAGAGUUGGAACAUAGGUGUCGUGUUUGGUCUUGUAGUAACGCUUCACAAACAGCUGGGACACAAAAACACAAACACACUAUAUUAUAAUCUUUCAGCAUCAAUCAAAUGAUAGGGACACAACAAUAUAGUUUUUCAUCCAUUCAAUACACAAUGCAUGUCUCUGGAUGUGCAUGUUUUUUUUCAUGUCUCACAAUGCACCACUACUGGUCAGAGCUAAGCAGAGAAAUUAUUCCCUUCUUACCAGACAGGUUUCUUUUGUACAUACCAUCCCCUUAAAGUUCUUUGUGGCCUCAUCCUCAGAAUCUCCUAUGACGUCGUCGCUUUCUCCGGGUGUGUGAUGUGACUCUACACAUCAAAAUUGACACAUAAUCCGCAGUUAUGUCUACAUGGCAUCAACCCAUUGUUGCAAAAGUCCCUAUACAAAGUUAUCAUACCAACUUAAAAAUGCAGGAAUUUUAUAUCACCUGUAAUUGUUGGAGGGCUGGAUAUACCUGGAUAUACAUGACAAUUCCUGUAAAAAAAUAAAUGGAAACAAUACAUGAAGAAUGAGUCAAUGAAAGUUGUUCCCAGAAAGAUUUGUUCUGAAAAAAAUAAUGUUUAUUUUUCACCUAGGAUUGCAAAGUUAAAAAACACUAUGCUUAGAAGGCUAUGGGAAGUAGUAGUCUUGCUACUAAGCUGCAAUUUAACGGUACUUAUUACUACAAAUUUGAAUAUGUUAUUAGCUGUAUCAUAUGGAAAUGGAAAUAAAGGAUAACUUCCUGG
Gadus chalcogrammus (walleye pollock) is the source of this 3043-nucleotide messenger RNA. It is a transcript of the gene dhrs4, whose product is annotated as dehydrogenase/reductase (SDR family) member 4. The transcript has 9 exons. The record is from RefSeq and is a predicted model, not a curated record. The coding region runs from base 162 to 983 and encodes 273 amino acids. NCBI's taxonomy places the organism in Eukaryota, Metazoa, Chordata, Actinopteri, Gadiformes, Gadidae. Gene Ontology annotation, molecular function: carbonyl reductase (NADPH) activity.